AUGUCUAAAAUUGGGUACAUGUUGGUGUAUAAAAAUCAGGAGGAGGCAACAGUAGCUUGGAACGAGGUUGGGUGUAUGUACGAUCUUGUUUUUGCUCUGAGAAUGGCGAACGAAGAAGACCGCAAAAUAUCUACGUACGAGACAUAUGUAUCGAGUCCCAACGAACGCACAGUACUUAUUGUGAGACCUAGACAAGAAACAUGGCAAGAACAAUUUGGAAUGACGGAACUAAAAUCACUUAACUUUUGGAAGUCCAUUUUGGCAGAAUUUGUCCUAACUUUACUUUUCAUUUUGGUAUCGUGUGGAUGUACCUUAACAUCAAAAACUAGUUUACACCAAGGGAUAUGUGUUGGUUAUCUUGUAUCAGUUUUAAUAGCUGUCAGUUUAGAGCAAAGUGGUUAUUUUAAUCCAGCUAUUUCUUUUGGUUUGCUAGUUGCUAGGACAAUAAAAAUAACGAGAUUUUUGUUUUAUGUGGCUGCUCAGAUUGCCGGAGGUCUUUCCGGCGCUGGUUUAUUGUACCUGUACACACCACGCGAAGUUCGUCAACAUAUUGGUGUUCUUUCAUUAAAUCCAUUGAUUUCUGAUGGAAUCGGUUUCGUGAUCGAGAUGACGCUGACUUUCUUACUGAUGUGGACAGUGCUAGCGACGAGAGAUCGGAAAAACGGAUACAUCGGCUUCCAAGCUCCACUUGCGAUUGGUUUUUCAGUUACCGUUGGAAUCAUGCUAGGAUUGCCGUUCACGGGCGCAGCAAUGAAUCCUGUGAGAGCAUUUGCACCAGGAAUUAUCAUGAAUCAACUAUCCAAUCACUGGGUUUACUGGGUUGGACCGUUGGUUGGAGCAUUGCUGGGGUCCCUGUCGUACGAAUUUGUUUUUAAACUAGAGAAUGACGACAGCAAAAGAGAUAUUCCAACUGUCCAAUUGAAUUUCAACUCUACCACUUCAAAUUUGUAAUCAUUAACUUCCUGCUGUGAAAUGCAAGUCUGAAAUUCAAAAUCGAAUACCGUCAAUGACCUAUUCUCUGAGUAUAAAAGAAGUAGCGAUUGCUUUUUUUCUAUUGUUUUUAUUUCCAG
Hydractinia symbiolongicarpus is the source of this 1070-nucleotide messenger RNA. Its product is annotated as lens fiber major intrinsic protein-like. Gene Ontology annotation, cellular component: plasma membrane. The record is from RefSeq and is a predicted model, not a curated record. The transcript has 7 exons. Gene Ontology annotation, molecular function: water channel activity. Gene Ontology annotation, biological process: transmembrane transport. The coding region runs from base 1 to 951 and encodes 316 amino acids. Lineage: Eukaryota; Metazoa; Cnidaria; Hydrozoa; Anthoathecata; Hydractiniidae.